This is a messenger RNA of Thamnophis sirtalis, 5980 nucleotides long. It is a transcript of the gene RASEF, whose product is annotated as RAS and EF-hand domain containing. The record is from RefSeq and is a predicted model, not a curated record. Lineage: Eukaryota; Metazoa; Chordata; Lepidosauria; Squamata; Natricidae. Gene Ontology annotation, molecular function: calcium ion binding; GTPase activity; GTP binding.
GAGAAGGGACGGCCUGGAAGGCAGCCGGCAGCAAAAGCACGGAAUCAGGCGCGGAGAGUCCUGUCUCAGCGUCUUUCCUUCCCGGAUCGGGGUUUCCCGCCGCUUGAAGCCGCCGAGGCGUCUCCGCCAGUCCGCCGCCCUCCCUCGCCGUGCGAUGGGCUCCUCCGCGGGCGAGCAGGUGGACUUGGAUGAAGGCGGCAGUCUCCGCUCGCUCUUCCUGGCCUGCGAUGUGAACGGUUCCGGCCGGAUCGAGCGCGAUGACUUCGGCUCGCUCUGCGCCGAGCUGCAGGUCCGGCCGGCGGAGGCCGAAGCUAUUUUCCAGCGCCUGGACACUGACCGAGACGGCGCCAUCACCUUCCGCGAGUUCGUUCGGGGGUUUCGCGGCAUCGCUCAACCGCAGAGACGGCGGAGCGACCGCGAGGAGCUCCCCGGGGAAGAGAGCGACGCUUUCGGUGCCUUCGCCGAGAUAGUGGCAGCGGCAGCGGCGGCGAGGGGAUCUGCGGUGGGUCCCAGCCAGGCCUGGAAGGAAUUUGAGCUUCGGCUCGGGGAGGAGGCGGGCUUCAUUCCCAGGCAAGAGCAGGUCUGCAUUCUAUACCAGAACAUAAACAUAGUGGAACCACGAUUAAUUCAACCAUAUGAAAAUGUUAUUAAGAACUUUAUUAGAGAGAUCAAGCUGCAGAGUACAGAAAUGGAGACCAUGGCCAUUGCUGUAAAAAGAGCACAAGAUAAAGCAGCCAUGCAGCUUGGUGAACUAGAAGAAGAGAUGGAGCAGCGCAUACAGGCUACAGAACAUAAAGUCAAGAAGGAGGAGAAGCGUAAAGCAGAAGAGGCUUUGAAUGAUCUCAAGCGUCAAUAUGAAACAGAAGUGGGAGAUCUCCAAGUAACAAUAAAAAAAUUAAAAAUGCUUGAGGAACAAUCUAAACACAUUAAUCAAAAAGAAGAUUUGGCAGUAUUAAAAAGAAGGAUACAUGAUCUUAUCUUGGAAAACCAGAAACUUAAAAAAGAUCUUAUGGAAGCACAGACAAAUAUAGCUUUCCUUCAGAGUGAAUUAGAUGCUUUAAAAAGUGAUAUUGCAGAUCAAAGUUUGAAUUCAGAAAGAGAUCUAGACAUGAUCAGAGAGUACACUGAAGACAGAGAUAGCUUGGAGAGGCAGAUAGCAAUAUUACAAUCAGCUAACAGGAAACUACAUGACAGUAAUGAUGGCUUAAGAAGUGCAUUAGAGAACAGUUUGAGUAUAUACAACAGAUCACUGCGUCUAACAAAUAUUUCCCCUGGAAACACAAUGUCCAGAAGCAGUCCCAAAUGUGGCCGUGGCCAUUCUCCCCAAAAUCCACAAUAUGACAGGCUGUCUCAUUCAUCCUAUGUGGAUGAAGAGUAUGACUCCCUCGCACUUUGUGAUCCAAUGCAGAGGAUAAACUGUGAAGUUGACAGCUUGCCUGAAAGCUGCUUUGAUAGCGGCUUGUCUACAUUAAGAGAUUCCAAUGAAUAUGAUUCAGAAGUGGAAUCCAAGCAUCAAAGAACAUCUGAGAGAACACAGUGCCUGCAGGAAAGCUUCCCGGGUGAUGCUUCUGACACAGACGUCCCAGAGAUACGAGACGAAGAGGUAUACAGUCCUGAUGAUGUAAAUACAGUAUUGUGUUGGAAGCCCGACCAAUCAGUCAGUCGAAGCAGUUCUGGAGUUUCAACAAGGAAACACAUCCCUGCGUUCUCUCCACAGGUUGAUUCUAUACACAGCAAUUCCAGAUACCCCAGCUCAGACAAGGCCUACAAGAUAGUUCUUGCCGGGGAUGCAGCUGUUGGAAAAUCUAGCUUUCUUAUGAGGCUUUGCAAAAAUGAAUUUCGAGGGAAUACCAGUGCAACUCUAGGUGUUGACUUCCAAAUGAAGAGACUCAUUGUUGAUGGAGAACCUACGGUGCUACAGCUUUGGGAUACUGCUGGUCAAGAGAGGUUCCGAAGUAUUGCUAAGUCUUACUUCAGAAGAGCAGAUGGAGUGCUUCUACUGUAUGAUGUUACCUGUGAGAAAAGCUUUCUUAAUGUACGAGAAUGGGUGGAUAUGAUAUCGGAUGCCACACAUGAAAAUAUCCCAAUCAUGAUGGUGGGAAACAAAUCAGAUCUUCGUCAGACAGCUUCUGAAGAAGGACUGACAUGCGUACCUCUCAGCUAUGGAGAAAAAUUGGCCAUGGCUUACAGUGCACUAUUCUGUGAAACAAGUGCUAAAGACGGCUCUAAUAUUGUCGAGGCAGUGCUUCAUCUUGCUCGUGAAGUGCGAAAAAGAAGCGAUAGCAAAGAUGAUGAUAAAACAGUCACUAAGCUGGCUGGGACAUCACUAAAAAAGUCUUCACUCACCAAAAACUGCUGCAGGGUAUAAGAAACAACUCCUUGGCCUCAAAGAAACAGACUUCUGUGGCAAUGGAAGAGGGGAAAAAAUGAAAAAUAUAGGUUGUUCUGAUGAUCAGCAGAAGGAAAGAUGGAACUAAGUUUUCAGCUCUGAGGCCCAUAAGAGUCUUUAAGCAAAAUUGAGAAAUGCUGCUUAUUGACUGAACCAAGCCAAAAAGAAUAAAAUUCUUAGUUCAUCAGUGGAAUCAUUCAUUUGUGCAUUAAGAUAAUUCCAUCUCAAAUCAGCUGUGCCUUCAUAACCCAAUAUGUUUGGAUGAAACUGGAUUCCUCCCAAAAUCUUAACACUGUAUAUAAAUAAAUAUUAGCUUUUUUUUUUUAAAAAAAGGGAGUAUCCAGUCCAUUCUCUACCUUGCAUCGUGAAGAUAUUUGUGAUUCUUCAUCACUAAUCUUAAAAAACUUGUGCAGUGCUUGUUUUUGAAGGAUUUUCCGAAGCAAUCAACUGUUCCAUAACGUGCAGCUUUCGAGAGCCUAGAAAAAGUAGUGAUGACUUGGGAAUUGAACCUGAAUUGGGAGAAAAAUACUAGAACUAUCUAGAAAAAAUGUACCCCUUACGCUGAAUGUAUAAAAAACAGAUGGCUUCCUCAUCUAUCAAGUGCCGUCCUGGAAUUUGGGCACUAUAACUGGAUGCUCUUUUGAAAUAUAAGAAGUUGAAGUCCCUGCAAUUCUGAAGAAUGCUACGCGGAGAGUGGCUGAUAAAAUUUAGUGGAUUUAAUAGAUAACCUAGAGAAUAUUCUACUUGUAAAUAUUGUUGCAUGACUUCAGACAACCUAGCAAAGCAGAAGGAAAGCUGAGCUACACAUUUUUGCCCUGAUGUUUUAAUUUUAUGUAGACUAAAGAUGCAAAUGAUAUUUCUUCAUGGAUUCUCAGAAUUUGGAACCACAAGAUACUUCGUAACUAAGCGUUCUAACCAGGACCUGCAUACACAGUGCAUAGUGGAUUUAUAAUGAUCACACUUUUCUUGUCCGCAUGUUGCAAUUUAAUGAUUGAUUCUUCCUCUUCUUGGAUUAAAAGGAACAGAAGGCUGCAAAGACUGCAAAUUGUAUUGUGAUUAUGCCUUGGCGAUAAGCGGAAGUGAGACCUGAGAUUGUAGUCAUUACCUUCCCUUCUCCCCAGAAUAGUAAGCUGCUCUCUGAAACUGUUUGCUACCAUUUUUGUACUUUGAUGUCGAGAAGAAGGACUCAAAAUUUGUGAAAGUUGAUCAAAAGCCUCAUUCUUGCUCUGGGUCUGAAUUCAACAAGAAAGCAACAAGGCCUCACUGAAGAAAAUACCAGAAAGCAAGUUCUCUGUAUAAAUAAUAAUCAAAACCAGAAAGGAUCCCCAAAUCUCCAACCCUAGGAGAGAUAUUGGCCUUUGUAAAAUGAAUAGGCGUUUUGGCCUUCCUCCAAGGCAGAGGUGUCUAAUUAUGGCAAUUUUAAGACUUGUGGACUUCAAUUCCCAGAAUUCCCCAUCCAGCAUGGUUAGCUGGGGAAUUCUGUAAAUUGAAGUCCUCAGCUUUAAAGUUUCCACAGUUGUACACCCCUGCCCGAAGGUGUUGCUUUGCAACAAAGGAGCCAAUCGAAAGGCUGUCUGAACUUUUUUCGCAAGAAGUCUCCAUGCUUGGAAACAGAAAAGGUUUAUAAGAUUAACAUCUACAUGGAUUACAUGAAAUUAAUAACAUGCAAUGUGUGCACUUUAAUAUUUAAUGUUAUUGUAAUGAUAAGCCUUGAUGCUAUACAAAAUCCCAACUUUCCUGUGAAUUUGAUGAAGAUCAGGAAAUGCAAAAGUUGUCAUGUUGGCUGGACUAAGAGGCGGUUUUAUAUGUUUUUAAAGUUUUACUAGAUUCAUAUUUUUCUUCUUGAUAUAUACAACUAAUCUGUUUUUCUAAUGUAUAGGUUUUAUUUUGCUUCACUGUGUUAAGCUUUCUCAUUUUUAAGGAAGUUUUCAUAGUUGAAAUAAUAGUUAGCUGAUCACAUUUUUCAAUUUCUGUCCAAAUUAGGAAAUGAAUUUAAAUUCUACAGGUCUUGAAAAUUAUUAUUUUCUCACAAGGCUGUGAGAAGAGAAACCUAUUUCUCUCUACUCUGAUCUAGUGUCAGAAUUUGUUUUACAGCUGGAUUCUCCAUGCAUUUUUUUACAACUAGUCUGGAAGCUCCAAAUUGUCUUACUGACCAACCUCACCACAUUUUAAUAGUUUGAUCCUAAGAGUACUGGAUUGAUUUUAGGUAUAAUAUGUGCUAGUCUUGGACUCAUGUUUACUAUCCUUAUUAUGUAUGAAACAAUAUUUGAUCUUGAAGGACAUUCAAGGCUGAUUAUUUUAUUGUUAGAAUACAAGCCAGGCUGACAAGCCAUAAUUUUCAUCCUCUGUUUCUUUAACUAGAGUUCCAUUGAGCUUGAACCCAGUGGAAGUUUGGUUAUUUGAAAGCUGAAAUACAAGUAGUUGAGAUUGGAGCAUUUUUUUCCAAACCAGAUAUCCCCCAGACUAUCCUAUAAUUCCUGUUAACCCUAUGUAGCUUUACUGUUCUGUAGGAACUGGGGAAGUUCUAGAACGGGAAUAUCUGGAAAUAUCUAUGUUCAAAUCUCUCUCAUAGAAUGUUAAACUGUACAUGAAGAUUGUGUCCCAUAAAAUGGUUGCUUUGUCGUCAGAUACAGAUCAGGGAAGCUUACAACACUACAGUUUUUUUAAUAGUGAGAAUGUUUUGAUGUAACAGUAGAAGAAAACCUAUAGAAUUAAGAGGAGUUCAGAAAUGAAAGUUUUUGAUACUAAGCCAACCCCAAAGCACAACUGUGCAAGUAAGUCACAAAUAUUUUGCAGAUUCUUUAGUCUUUUAUAUUUGUGCUUCUCUUAUAAUGAUUGAAGCCUGUUUUAUAGGUGCCAGUUUUCAUUCUUCUCUUAAUAAUUUUGAAAUUUUAAAGAUUUUUUUUUCAAAGUACCUGUAGUUAAAUUAAGAAAUCCUUGCUUGGGAUGCAAAUGUCACCAUAAGAUUGUUUUUUUUUUGUUUUUUUUUAAAGGUUAGUUCAUGUGAAUGAUAAACCAAUUAUUAAGAAUAUAUUAAUUGCCCUGCUGAAUGACAUGCAUGUACAAACCUAGAUUUUUUUUUAACACAGUAACAAGGCACUUAGCACUUGAAACAAAAGAAGUAUUGUUUUAUUAGUCUACCAAGACCGUAUAGUUUAAAUCAGCAGAGUUACACUUUCUAUAACUUGAGUUUCUCUUGAAAGACAAAUUCUAAAUCAGCAAUAUUUUGCAGGCCAAGAGACAUUAGAGACUUUGUCUUUUCGGGGAGAGCUCCAUUCAUUGCACAAGAGAUUUUUCGAAACAGACUAAAAUGUAACCAGGCUUCUAGAGUCACAGGAAGUAAUACAAUUUCUGCAUUGAGAAAAAUCAGUCUGAAAGUCCUGAAUGAGUUGAGUUCGGCCAACUUCGGAAAAGAAUUGUUGAAUAUUUACCUUGUACUCUUUAACUUCCAAAGUAAAUCUUUAUAUUUAUUUAGUUGUUACAUUAUAUACAUAUAUUUAUUUAUUUUCACAGGAAAAUAUACUUGUUACUUUGGUAAAUUCUGUACAUUCUUCAUCAUAUUUUCUUAGAAAUAAAAUUAUAUAAACCACA